UCCGAUGUCUAUAGUAUCGGAGUUUUGAUGUGGCUUAUUUCAAGUGGAAAAAAACCAUUUUAUGAUGAAGAUGACGCAAGAAUAUUAAACUUAAGAAUAAUCAAUGGAGAAAGAGAAACAAAAAUUAAAGGUACUCCUAUUGAAUAUAGCAAUCUAUAUGAACGAUGUUGGAAAUAUGAACCCGAUGAACGUCCAAGUAUACAAGAUGUUGUUUCAACUCUUAAAACGGUUAUUUCAAAACAAAGUGAGAUGGAAGAUUUGCAAAAUCAAAAUCCUGCUCAUUCGGAUACAAUAGAUCCUUUAAAUAAUUCAAAUAAUUCCUCAAUUGAAACUAAUUUAUCAAGCUCGAAGAGUACGGUCCGAGGAUUGGAACGUUCUUUGGGAUUAUGA
This is a messenger RNA of Funneliformis mosseae, 390 nucleotides long. NCBI's taxonomy places the organism in Eukaryota, Fungi, Glomeromycota, Glomeromycetes, Glomerales, Glomeraceae. The record is from the annotation of a GenBank genome assembly.